AAACAGAUAUGGCAGCACGAGAUCCAUCGCCUUUUAACCACCAUAUUAGUCUGUUCAACGAUGCACGCAUCGCUCCUCACACUACCUCCCCAUCGGCCCGCCCCGUUGUGACUCCUCGCACACCUCCAAAUCUUAGACCACCCCGUCUAACGCUUAGUCUGUCCCAUCCCACAAGCCAGCAAAUCCAGCCAACGCACGAAACAAUCCAACAAACAUGGGCAGCGUUCGAUGCCAUGUCGGAAGCACAGCGGAACAUGCUAUUGAAGGGAUUGGUGGCAAGAUGUGGUGGAAAGCAGGUUGAAGGUCUCUGUACUUGGUUGAACUUGCGGAUGGUGGACGGGAGUAGCCCAACUGUUUACCCAGAAAAUGUCUCCAGCAAAUACGCAACUGCUGUACACAAGUCCAAAAGGAUGCCCGCCAAAGGAGCAUCACUUGCCGCUGUAGCAGCUGAGAGUACGACCGCAAAGACAUCGGUGCUGGACACCGCGAGGCAGCUGGCUGGGUUUACCGGAUUGAAAAAAGAGGUGAAAUUGCCGCAGAUUGAUCGAGGAAAGUCAAGAGUAGCUACUGAGGAAGAUGACGAUUCUUUCUUUCCAUCCGCUCAUGCAUUAUCCAACCCUACCCCGAACUUGGCGCAAGAUGGGGGUUUUGCGAGCCACCGCCUUCACAGUGCAGACCGACCCCACAACAUAAACAUUAAUCUCUACACUAAACUCCUCCACACCCAUCAGGAUGCCGAUACCCUUGCAAAGCAACUUCUUCGCGCUGGUCCGGAACCGACACGAACCUUUAUUCACUUCCUCUCCAACCGACUCCAAAAAUCCCAACAUCUGAUCACAAGCAUCACCGAAAUCGCCAUGGAGCCCGAUACAGAAAAGGCCAUGAACGAUCUUCUCAACCAUCUGCUGAAUACAGUCGACGCCAGAUAUGCGACAGUCUACCUCCUUGAAGACACAAUACCAGAAACGACCGUGGUCCGCGCUAGUAAUUGGGCUCAAGUUGGCAACAGCGUCUCGCUCCAGAAUAUCUUCAAUGGCCCUACACUCCAGAAACUCGGACAACCCAGCAAUGCGUACAAUGUAAAAACAUCGGAACAGUAUACCGACGAUAUUCAAGAUGCGUACGCUUCGGUUAAUCCAGACUGCAUCCUUUCAGCACCAAUCCUGGACAAUGAAGGUCGAUUCGCGGGAAUAUUGGAGCUUAUCAACAAGACCACUCCAACACCUUUUUUUGAAGCUGAGGACGAAAGUGUAGUCAAACUUGUCGCAAGCCUGUGGACAGUGCUGAUGAAACGGUCUCAAAUAUUGUUGGAGCAGACGCAGCAAACGGCGGAUAUUAGGGCUUUCCUAAAUACCGCUUCAGUGAUGACUUCUGAAAUCGACUUGGGGGACUUGAUCAAAGUUAUCAUGCAAACAUCUCAAGAGCUCCUCAAAGCCGAGCGAUGUUCCCUGUUUAUGGUGGACAAAGAGAAGCAAGAAUUGUGGACUACCGUUGCGCAAGGAACGGAGGAGAUUCGCAUACCCAUCAACAAAGGGAUUGCCGGGCAUGUCGCCAUGACCGGUACACUGCUCAACAUCCCAAAUGCUUACAAGGAUCACCGCUUCAAUCGCUCCGUCGAUCUCAAAACCGGAUACCGCACCCGUAAUAUUCUCUGUAUGCCCAUGAAAAACAGUUCGGGGAAUGUCAUCGGUGUUACGCAAAUCAUUAACAAGUUGCCCGAAUCGGCGGUGUUUAGUCGGGAGGAUGAAAUGCUAGGAAUGAGUUUUGCCGGAUUAGCUGGUGGGAUGCUCGAAAAGUCUCUCCAAUUCAAGGCCCUUCAAAUCCAGCUCCAGAGCACCACAGCUGAGCGAGACUUGGUCAGUACCGCUUUUCAAAAUACCCCCCACAUCAUCCUGGCUCUCGACCACGCUGGCAGACUGUUAACCGUCAAUGAUGCAGUGCCGUUGGGACUUCCUGAUCUAUCCCUCCUAAGACUUACCACCUACGACACCUGGCUUUCCCCAAAUGACGUACUCAUAUCUGACAUCAAAGCCACGUAUGAAACCAAUCGUCCAGCGUAUGCGGAGGGAUAUGUCUUUCGUACUGAGGAUGGCGCGAACGUGGAUGUGAAUUAUGCUGUGGUAAAGAUGGAAAGCGGGCUUAUCAUAGAUGUGGAGGUUGUCGGGGACGAUAGGAGACUUGCAGCAGAUCUGGGAAGAUAUAUGCAUCUGGGGCUGGUGCGGGAGGUCCAAGGUGACGACGCAUCGCUGCACGGGAAGAAAAGUCAGAUGAGCGUGCUGGUUGCAGAGCUGAGAGAGUUUGCAUCCAUUACCAACAACUUCCCACCAUCCUCCGUGAUUACAUUGCUGAACGAGCACCACUCAUCGAUCUACGCCUCCAUUUCAUCGGAGAACGGCCUCCUUCAAACUCAAACUGGUCCCACCACCCUCUCACUAUUUGGUCUACCAUACUGUUCACCCACAGAUGCCGUAAGAUGUGUUUCCUGUGCUUUAAAAAUCAAAGACUCUAUCUUGGAACGCAAUGAAAAAAGCACAGUUAAAAUGGAGGUUGGAAUUGGGAUUGCGACGGGGGAUAUGGUGUGGGGCCUGGUAGGACAUCCGAAGCGAAGGGAUGUUGUGGGUGUUGGCGAUCCUCUCCAUCUUUCAACUCAUCUCCGCACCAUCAUAAAAACUUACACGUCCAAAACAUCCAUCCUCAUCUGCGAAUCGACAAAGGAGGCCGUCAAAGAGCAUUUUCAUCUUCGUGAACUGGACGCUAUAUCAUGGGGUGAUAAGCCUGAUACCCCGGCAUUGGUGAUUUACGAGGUUCUACAUCCCUCCACAAUAGAGUUGGAUAAGAAUGUUAUGACCUCACUCAUAUGCUACGAACUAGGACUUUCUGAUUAUCGCUCAAGAAAUUUCGGAACUGCUUUGAAUCAUUUUCGAAAGGCGGUUCAAAUGACCCAAGAUGAGCCAUCUAAAACAAUGGUGGCGAGAUGUCGACAGGUGCUGGAUGGACGGGUCGUUGUACCGCAGGAAUGGGAUAGUGUAUGGAGGUGGGAUGGAUGAUCUUGGGGCAUUAAGCUUAAGACUUAAAAAAUAUUGUAAAAUACUGUAAUUGGUGCAUUGGUUCUAUUCAUCUACUUCUUGAC
This is a messenger RNA of Spizellomyces punctatus DAOM BR117, 3130 nucleotides long. RefSeq lists its product as uncharacterized. NCBI's taxonomy places the organism in Eukaryota, Fungi, Chytridiomycota, Chytridiomycetes, Spizellomycetales, Spizellomycetaceae. Gene Ontology annotation, molecular function: protein binding. Gene Ontology annotation, biological process: cyclic nucleotide biosynthetic process; intracellular signal transduction. The coding region runs from base 9 to 3047 and encodes 1012 amino acids. The transcript is spliced from 13 exons. The record is from RefSeq and is a predicted model, not a curated record.